Molecule: messenger RNA, 1046 nt
Organism: Botrytis cinerea B05.10
Lineage: Eukaryota; Fungi; Ascomycota; Leotiomycetes; Helotiales; Sclerotiniaceae
Exons: 3
Coding region: 253-882 (209 amino acids)
Source: RefSeq, a predicted model, not a curated record
GCUCAUCGAUCCAUAUUGGAAUUUUCUCGGAAUGCCGCCGAAUCUCCUUGGCAUGUCCAAUGUCGUGAGUCAAAGUGGAGAUUCGAGUAGGCCGCAUCUCAAUCUUCGGGACCGUAAAUUUUGGUCUUUCAUUUUGUUCUCAUAUAUGAAGACACGUCGCCGAUCGAAUAUGCAUCUAUUCAUCAUCUUAGACAAUUCAAUCAUACCACCUAAAUCACUAUCUUAAGACAAAUCGUCACCUCAAUCAGCAUCAUGGUUUUCAUCACAUCAAUCGUUAAGGUCGCAGCUCUUGCUGGGCUUCUCGCUCCAACAGUUCUUGCUACUUUACCAGAGGCUUUGGUCGUCAAGCGUCAAGAUGAGGAUAACGCUGUUGGUACCAAUUCCUACAACUGUCACGACAACUGCGGUGAGGCUAUCCUCGAAUCAGAAAUCGACGGUUUCUGCAACACUACAAUCUUCUCCACUGACUACGCUGCCUGUCUCCAAUGCUCCGGUGAGGACAACGAGGAUAUCUGGCAAUACUAUGGUCCAUAUCUGACCGUUGCCGCUGUUGAGUGUGGAUCCUCUACUGUGCCAUUGACCGGAACUCAAGCCGACGUUGCUACCGCUAUGCUCGCUCAAAACGUCACUACAACCGCAAGCGGCGCUACUGCAACUGUUGCAAGCAACUCCGCAACAACAACUGCUGCUUCCUCUAGCUCUGGAUCUGCUUCUAGCUCUGAAUCAACUGCUAGCUCCGGAUCAGCUUCCAGCACUGCCACUGAAUCUUCUGCUUCAGCUACCUCUACCAGCGGUGCAAUCCAACAAAUCAAUGCUGCCAGCGGUUUCCUCAUUGGUGGUGUCAGCAUCCUUGUUGCCGCUGCUGUCGCCAACUUGGCUUAAUUAUGGCCCAGCACCUUAGAAAUGCGCAGACGAUCGUAAUGUAUCAAGGAAGCUUUAAGAGUGUAUUCCAGUGGUCAAUGAAUGAUGAUUAUAAUUUGUCGGGUCGAUGUUGUCUUUCUCUUAUUUAGUAUAUAAUUUAAAAUGCGAAUCAUCUUAAUCAACCA